Molecule: messenger RNA, 561 nt
Organism: Lycium barbarum (goji berry)
Lineage: Eukaryota; Viridiplantae; Streptophyta; Magnoliopsida; Solanales; Solanaceae
Product: glycine-rich protein-like
Exons: 2
Coding region: 45-299 (84 amino acids)
Source: RefSeq, a predicted model, not a curated record
GCCUCAAUAUCUUCAUCCUCUAAUUUCAAAUCAUAUAACAAAAAAUGGGUUCCAAAACAUUUUUGAUUCUUGGCCUUUGUUUGGCCAUUUUUGUAAUGAUAAGUUCUGAUGUCGUUGCUAGAGAGUUGGCUGAGACUUCCACCACUUCACGAGAGGACUCAAAAAAAUCCAAUAACAAGAAUGAAGUACAUGAGGCCCAAUUUGGUGGAUACCCUGGUAAUGGAUAUCCCGGAUCUCCUCCUGGUGGUGGACACCUUAGUGGCAGCCGAGGUGGUGGCAGCCGAGGCGGUGGUGGAUAAUCUGGCGGGGGCCACGGUGGACGUCGCGGUGGCGGCCGCCAGUGCUGCUAAAGUCACUGAAGCUAAGCCUCACAUACUUGUAAUUAGUGGCAAGAUGUAAUAGUAAUAUUCUUGCUGCUUUUUCGAGCUUGCUGUAGGAAUUAUUAUGAAAUAAAAGCCAUCAUGUUAUGUUAGUAACGAUACAAUAGUACGUGCCAUAAUAUUUUGGGAACAUAACACUUUAUCACUAUUUGAAGAAAAUAUUUAGCCGUUGUAGCCCAUA